Drosophila santomea is the source of this 1325-nucleotide messenger RNA. RefSeq lists its product as uncharacterized. Bases 333 to 863 code for a protein of 176 amino acids. The record is from RefSeq and is a predicted model, not a curated record. The transcript is spliced from 2 exons. Gene Ontology annotation, molecular function: zinc ion binding; nucleic acid binding. Lineage: Eukaryota; Metazoa; Arthropoda; Insecta; Diptera; Drosophilidae.
GGCAACAAGGAGCCACAACAAUGUUUUGGAAACCAAAUGAUGCGGAACAAUGUAACUAUCCAAGACAGCGAUAUUCAAAGAAUGGAAAAUGAGUUGAAAAUAUUGAAGCUGCAAAAUGAGAUCGACCAGUUAAAAAAUAAACAACAACGAAGUAACGACACAGACUCAAGCAUUUCUUUCGAAAUUUUAAAGGAGAUCGUUAAGGUAUACGAUGGCGGAAACAAUUUCAAUGUUUGGAUAUCUCAACUUUUGAAUGUCCAGAAAAAUUUCAAGGUCGGCGACGAGAUGAUGCGUGCGCUGAUUCACUACAAAGUUAAGGGCGAUGCUGAAAUAUGGACACAGCGGAUAAAAUGUUAAGCCACCUGGAGAAAAUGUUCGUAAUGUCCAAAGAAUCAAAGUUGAGUAUGCGGCAGAAGCUACAGAACUGCGUCUGGAUCAAAGGUGAGGAGUUCUCCAAGUACUACAACGAGAAGUGGCAGCUGGCGGAUAACUUAGCACUGGCAGAAGAUGAAUUUUUGGAAUAUGUCAUUGACGGCAUACACGAUGUCAAUCUACGCAAUCUGGCUAAGUCGCGUUCGUUCAAGACCGGAUUGGAGCUUCUGGAGGCAUUCCGAAACGUUGAGUUGGGCUACGUUCCUAAGCCCAAGUUACCGGAAGACCGUAGAGCAGGAGAUUUUCAGAAGCCACGAGGUAAUGCAGAGUGCUACAAUUGCCACAGUCGGGGCCACCUGGCCAAAGAGUGCCGCAAGCCUAAGAGACAAGAUGGGGCUUGUUACGCAUGUGGCUUGCAAGGACAUGUUGCUAAGGAGUGCAACCAAUACAAGAAGUCGAAGGGCGGGGACAACGAUUAUAAUGUCUCAUAGAUUCUGGCAGCCCGAUAAGUAUUAUUAAAAAACGUUUUAUACCAAGUCAAAUUAAAAUGGAAAAGACUACUUCUUUAAGUUACGUUGGAUUAAAUUUAAGUAAAUUACAAAUACAUGGAAGCGUAAAAUGUUCAGUUAAAUUUUCAAAUAAAGAUACUCCUAUGUUAUUAUAUGUCGUGGAUGAUGAAUCUAUGGGAUAUGCUAUGUUAUUGGGAAGGGAUUUUUUAGCAAGAGCAAAGGCCAAAAUUGUAAUUGAUAAUGAACACGAAAAAAUAUCUGAAAUAAAAAAAGAUUCGAUAGUUGAAGAAAAUCAAAAUACAAAUAAAGAAUCUAAAAGUCAUUAUGAGACAAACGCAGACGAACAAAAUAAUUUUGAAAAACAACUAUUAUUAAUUGAUUACAAUGAUAAUGAAAAUGUAUAUGAGAUAGGUUCACAAUUAAAUUUUAAACAAAGACGCGAAU